Messenger RNA from Lineus longissimus, 1202 nucleotides. RefSeq names its product serine protease HTRA2, mitochondrial-like. Gene Ontology annotation, molecular function: protein binding; serine-type endopeptidase activity. Lineage: Eukaryota; Metazoa; Nemertea; Pilidiophora; Heteronemertea; Lineidae. Gene Ontology annotation, biological process: positive regulation of apoptotic process; programmed cell death; proteolysis. The record is from RefSeq and is a predicted model, not a curated record. Bases 1 to 1068 code for a protein of 355 amino acids. The transcript has 8 exons.
AUGUCAAGGUUUUUGCGCCAUCUAGUCUCCUCUGAAGUACUGGCAGCUGAGCCUGUGGAUGAUGACACCAGCUUACCCCCUUCAAAGAGACUCAACUUUAUUGCUGAUGUGGUGGAAAAGGCUGCACCAUCGGUCUGCUACUUAGAGAUUCGUGGACCGCAUCCCCUCAGCAGACAAAUGACAACUCUUUCAAAUGGUUCUGGAUUCAUUAUUCGAGAGGAUGGCCUUAUUUUGACCAACGCUCACGUAGUUGCGCCUAAACAAAAACAUAACCUCAAGCUGACAGUGGUUCUCGGUGAUGGAAGGAAGUUUGAUGGGGUUAUUCAAGCCUUUGAUCCAGUAACUGAUUUGGCAACAAUAAAAAUCAAAGCUAGUGGAUUGCCUGUCCUAAAACUUGCUUCGUCUUCAAACAUCCGACCAGGCGAAUGGGUUGUGGCAAUGGGAAGUCCAUUGUCCUUGAGUAACACGGUCACUUGUGGUAUAGUCAGCUCGAUAAACCGUGGCUCGAAAGAAUUGGGUAUACAGAACAAGGAUAUGGAGUAUAUUCAGACUGAUGCUGUUAUAAAUUUUGGAAAUUCUGGUGGUCCUUUAGUCAAUUUGGAUGGUGAAGCAAUAGGUAUCAACACAAUGAAAGUAACGACUGGUAUCUCGUUCGCUAUACCUUCCGACUAUGCAAAACAGUUCCUGGAUAAAGCCGAGAUUCUUGAGAAAAGGAUUGCAGCUAGAGGAUCAGGAUGGUUUGGUUCGAGUAAACCAGCAGAGCCAAAGCGACGUUACAUGGGUGUGACGAUGCUGACCUUGACCCCAAGCAUUGUCAGCGAGCUCCGGAUGAGGAUGACCUUUCCGUCUGUUGAGUCUGGGGUGUUGGUCCACAAGGUUGUGGUUGGUUCGCCAGCAUAUCACGGUGGUGUUCGUCCAGGUGACGUCAUCGUGAAAGUUAAUGGGAAUCCUGUAAAAUCAGCCACAGACAUUUACAAGGCUGUGGAGUCGUCGCAGGACUUGGAUCUGACAGUGCACCGUGGCGAUGCAACAGUCAAUUUGACCGUUGAGCCCGAAGAUGUGGAAUGAGAUUCAAAGAAUUGAUAUCAAGCAGUCAAGGACACUUGCCGCAUCGGGAGGUAACCGUCUGAUCAGGAGGUCAGAUCCGCCCGAUGCGGAAUAUUUUUGAAUUAAAACCAAGUCACAAUUGUUUCGAGUAGCAU